AUGCGUGAAUUGGAAGAUGACGAGAUGAGAGCUGCCAUCGAGGCUUCUCGCCGAGAGAUGGAGCUCUCUCGUGAACGCGGCAGAUCGUCCCACGCAUCCAAUUUUGUGGACUUGACUGCCGAUUCCGACGAUUCGCAAAUAGUGCAGAAUUUUCCAAAAUCCAAGUCCGUGGUCAGUUCUGGUUCAGACGAGGAUGAAGGCGAUGAGGAGCUCCAACGAGCUCUGGCCAUGUCCUUGGAGGUGAACAAUGCAACCGAAGACAAGGCUUCUGAAGUCACGCAUCCUGAUAUGAACUCUAUCAAUCGUCAAACUAGCUCUAUUCCAAUGGGGUUGGCUGGGAUUGAUCGAAAGAAGAUGGAGCAAGAACGCCUCGCUCGUCUGGCUAAGCGUAAGACCGCCGACAACGCAGGCUCCCCGGAAACCCAGCCAGCCCAUAAAAUUCUCAAAACUGAGCCCAGCUCAGCAAAAUCUUUUUCUGUUCGCCCACCGGACUUAUCUCGGCGGGCCCCUGUGUCAGGUUCGACUUCUGCCCCAAGAGCAAAUGCUGUUCCCAAAGAACGCAUAUAUGUCUGUCCCAAGACUGCAGCCAAUACACCGGGUCUGGAUAUCCAGCCGACUGCCCGCCCAAUGAUUCAGUGGCCACUAGGAGCAGUAAAGAAAACAGUUCUUGAGGGAUUUCCCCGCCAGGGAAAUGACAUUACCAUUGAAGAGGUCAUUCAACGCGGUGAGCUAGAGCUUGCGAUCUUCAGCUCAUUUUUAUGGGACAUGGAAUGGCUUUUCACCAAGCUUGAUAUCCAAAGGACUAGAUUUAUGCUGGUCAUGCAGGCAGACAACCAAUCUGUGCGAGACCAAUACACCGCAGAGACUGCAGAGAUCAAGAAUGUUCGCCUAUGUUUCCCACCGAUGGGGCCGCAGGUGUUUUGCAUGCACUCGAAACUCAUGCUAUUCUUCCACACCGGAUACCUCCGGAUUGCAGUUCCCACUGCCAACCUGACCUCUUUCGACUGGGGCAAGGAAAGUUUGAUGGAAAACACUGUUUUCCUUAUCGACCUGCCCAAAAUCGGAACCUCAAUCCAGAAAUCAAAGACUCCGUUCUAUGAUGAGCUGGUGUAUUUCCUUGAGGCCACCACUAUCCACCGCAACGUAAUCAAGAAGCUGGAUGAGUACGAUUUCAGCGAAACGGCGCGGUAUGCAUUUGUUCAUACAAUUGGCGGAGCCAACACCGGAGAAUCGUGGCGACGAACGGGACAUUGCGGCCUAGGUCGUGCUCUGAAAACACUUGGACUGAACUCAUCCUCGCCUAUCAAUAUUGACUAUGUGACCUCGUCCAUGGGAAGCCUCAACACUGGCUUUUUACGAUCAAUCUACCUCGCAUGCAAAGGCACGUCUGUCCAUACAAUAGCCACGCCCAACCGACAGCACGCCGCAGCUCACGAGAAGCUCGUGAAGAAAAUCAAUAAAGAGGUCCUGGACCACUUUCGCAUCUAUUUCCCCUCUGACCAGACCGUGCGCGCGUCGCACAUGAACCCCAAUAAUACUGCCGGCACGAUUUGCUUUAAUUCCAAGUGGUGGAAGAACCCUGAUUUCCCUCGGAGCUCUCUCAAAGAUUGUGAGAGCUUGAGGGGGGCUCUUAUGCAUAACAAGCUUGCCUUUGUUCAUCCUUCCAAGCCAAUCCCUCUGCCGGAAGACCAUGAAUGCCGCGGAUGGGCUUACGUGGGAAGUGCCAACUUGUCAGAGAGUGCUUGGGGUCGUUUGACCAAAGAUCCCCGGACCAAAGAUUUCAAGAUGAACUGUCGCAAUUGGGAAUGUGGUGUGAUUGUCCCAGUCAUUAACAAGAGCACUGCUCCAAAUGUCAAACCAGAAGAGACAGAGAAGGAUAAAGCAAAGGGAAAGGCACCAGAAACUUCUACCGACAACGAUGAUCCUCCUGCUCCUCUUCCGGUGGACCUAUUCCAAGACACAAUUCCUGUUCCAAUGAAGGUCCCUGCUGCUGAACUCAACCAAAAUCGAAUGCCAUUUAUCUAUUCUGCUUGA
Messenger RNA from Penicillium nucicola, 2034 nucleotides. RefSeq lists its product as uncharacterized. The record is from RefSeq and is a predicted model, not a curated record. NCBI's taxonomy places the organism in Eukaryota, Fungi, Ascomycota, Eurotiomycetes, Eurotiales, Aspergillaceae. Gene Ontology annotation, molecular function: 3'-tyrosyl-DNA phosphodiesterase activity; single-stranded DNA binding; double-stranded DNA binding. Gene Ontology annotation, biological process: single strand break repair; double-strand break repair. Gene Ontology annotation, cellular component: nucleus. The transcript is spliced from 8 exons. The coding region runs from base 1 to 2034 and encodes 677 amino acids.